AUGUCUCUAGCACCUUUAACUAAGCAAGGUUUAAAAACUCUUCGUGAUGGGUUCUAUAAGUGUCCAAAAAAUCGUCUAGCUCAAAAUGCAGUCACUCAAAAAGAUCCACUUGAAAUUGCAAUGUGUCGACCAAGAAUUGAGCAAACAAGUCAUGUAUUUACUUACAAGGUAGAUAAUGAGGCCAAGCCAGUAUGCGAUCAAAAGUCUACUGGAAGAUGCUGGAAUUUUGCAGCACAUAACGUCAUGCGAUUGCCAUUUAUGAAGCAGUUCAAUUUGGAAGAGUUUGAGUUCUCUCAAGCUUAUUUCUUCUAUUGGGAUAAGAUUGAACGAUCAUAUUACUUCCUCAAUAAUAUCGUUGAAACUGCAAAACGAGGAGAAAAAGUCGAUGGACGACUUGUUUCUUUCUUGCAUGGAGAUCCAAUCGGAGAUGGUGGACAGUGGGAUAUGAUUGUCAACAUAAUCAACAAACAUGGCGUUAUGCCAAAGAAAUGCUUCCCAGAAAGCUUCUCGAGUGAAAAUUCAGCUAGAAUGAAUGCGAUUUUAAAGUCAAAAUUGAGAGAAUUUUCAAAGGUUUUAAGAGACUUGAUUACUGCCGGAGCAUCAAAUGAUGUUGUCCAAAAGAAGGUUGAUGAACAGAUGCUUGAUAUUUAUAAUAUUGUCGGUAUUUGUUUGGGAAUUCCAUCAGAGACAUUCACUUGGGAAUAUUAUGAUAAAAAUAAGAAAUACUUCUCAAUUGGACCAGUGACUGCACUCGAAUUUUAUGAGCAAUAUGUAAAGCCUUACUUCAAUAUUGACGAUAAAGUAUGUUUGGUGACUGAUCCACGUCCUUCGAAUGAAUUUGGUAAAGGAUAUACCGUUGACUGUUUAGGAAAUGUCGUUGGUGGACGAACUGUAUUUUACAAUAAUCAACCUGUCGAUGUCCUUAUUGAUCUGAUUACUAAGAGCUUGAAGGAUAAUGAAGCUGUUUGGUUUGGUUGUGAUGUUGGUGCUCGAUUUGCAAGAUUUCAAGGUGGUAUCGAAGAUCUGGAAAUUCAUGAUUAUAAAGUGCUGUUCAAUACGGAAGUUCAAUUGGGUCUGAAUAAGGCUGAAAGGCUCAUAUAUGGAGAUUCUUUAAUGACGCAUGCAAUGGUUUUCACGGGAUAUGGAACUGAUAAGGAGGAUAAACCGACUAAAUUCCGAGUUGAAAAUAGUUGGGGUGAAAGUCGUGGAGGUGACAAAGGAUACUUGAUCAUGACUGUCGACUGGUUCAGAGAAUAUGGCUACGAAAUUGUCGUUGACAAGAAGUAUGUAUCUGAGGAAAUCAUGAAAGUCUUUGAAACUAAGCCGAUCGUUUUGAAUGCUUGGGAUCCAAUGGGAAGCUUAGCCAGAUGUUAA
Chironomus riparius is the source of this 1374-nucleotide messenger RNA. The record is from the annotation of a GenBank genome assembly. Lineage: Eukaryota; Metazoa; Arthropoda; Insecta; Diptera; Chironomidae.